UCUCACGUACACCGCGCCGCUCCUCUGUAGUCGCCGGCGGAGCGCCACAGCGGACCUGGGCCGCUGGUCCCUCCCUCCUCCCGUCUCUCGGUGUCCUCGGCUGGCCAGAGCGAUGCGGCUGGGCCUGGGGCCCGCGGCACUGGGGUUGCUACUGCUGUGCGCCGCGGCGGCGGGCGCCGGCAAGGCCGAGGAGCUCCACUACCCGCAGGGCGAGCACCGCAGCGACUACGACCGCGAGACGCUGCUGGGCGUCCAGGAAGAAGUCGAUGAAUAUGUUAAACUCGGCCACGAAGAACAGCAAAAAAGACUGCGGUCCAUCAUAAAGAAAAUUGACUUGGACUCAGAUGGCUUUCUCACUGAAAGUGAACUCAGUUCCUGGAUUCAGAUGUCUUUCAAGCAUUAUGCUAUGCAAGAAGCAAAACAACAGUUUGUUGAAUAUGAUAAGAACAAUGAUGGUAGUGUGACAUGGGACGAAUACAACAUUCAGAUGUAUGAUCGUGUGAUUGACUUUGAUGAGAACACUGCUCUGGAUGAUGCAGAAGAGGAGUCAUUUAGGCAGCUUCAUUUAAAGGACAAGAAGCGAUUUGAAAAAGCUAACCAAGAUUCGGAUCCUGCUUUAAGUCUUGAAGAAUUUAUUGCUUUUGAACAUCCUGAAGAAGUUCAUUAUAUGACGGAAUUUGUCAUUCAAGAGGCUUUAGAAGAACAUGACAAAAAUGGUGAUGGAUUUGUUAGUUUGGAAGAAUUUCUUGGUGAUUACAGACGGGAUCCAACUGCAAGUGAAGAUCCAGAAUGGAUACUUGUUGAGAAAGACAGAUUCGUGAAUGAUUAUGACAAAGAUAAUGAUGGCAGGCUUGAUCCCCAAGAGCUGUUAUCUUGGGUAGUACCGAAUAAUCAGGGCAUUGCACAAGAGGAGGCUCUUCAUCUAAUUGAUGAAAUGGAUUUGGAUGGUGACAAAAAGCUCUCUGAAGAAGAAAUUCUAGAAAACCAGGACUUGUUUCUUACCAGUGAAGCCACAGAUUAUGGCAGACAGCUCCAUGAUGACUAUUUCUAUCAUGAUGAGCUUUAAUUCCUGAGUGUCUGAGGGGAGUACUGGAUCCUUUUUAUAAUUUGUUACCAGCUUUACUUUUGUGAUAAAAUAUUGAUGUUGUAUUUUACACUCUUAAGUCUUACCACAGUCAGAAUUAUCAUAAUGUAGAAUAUAAUUUUGACCUUUUAGAAGAAAAACAACAAAAACCUGAUAUUUAUUUCAAAACGUAUUGAAGAAAUAAAACAUGAAUAUUGUGCCAUAUGACAGCAGAAUCUUUCCUGAGUACUCCAUCUGUUUAGUACUGUAUCGUGGAAUAUUUGAGUUCUAAUUCCAUACUUGAAAAAAAUGGAGAAUUUUAGAGAUGCCUGAACAAUAUUAUUUAAGUACUAUGUGACUAAGCUAUCAAUUUUUGGUUUUGUUCUAAGUAGAUUUAAUUUGGGAACUGACAGAAAGGACAGUGUUUCUAGGUUUAGCAUUUUGUUUUAAAACCUUUAAAG
Messenger RNA from Otolemur garnettii (small-eared galago), 1524 nucleotides. RefSeq names its product reticulocalbin 2 (gene RCN2). Gene Ontology annotation, cellular component: endoplasmic reticulum. The transcript has 7 exons. Bases 113 to 1066 code for a protein of 317 amino acids. The record is from RefSeq and is a predicted model, not a curated record. Gene Ontology annotation, molecular function: calcium ion binding. Lineage: Eukaryota; Metazoa; Chordata; Mammalia; Primates; Galagidae.